CCCCCAUCAGGUUUCAUGUUCCCCAACAUGAAAAAGCAUAUCAACAUUCCUGGGAUAUUUGAAGGAUGAAUUCGGGCCAGCUAGCUGAUCCACUGCAGUCUCUAAUCCUCAAACAACCUCCCCCUUCUCACAUUCCCAAAUCUGUGGUUUUCAGAAAGUUUUUGCACUGACCUGGCGCUAAUAUUCCAGUGACGUGAGGGACACAUUUUUGAUGUGUGAUUCACAUUAACGCUACUAGAUCACUGUACAUUCAGACAAUGUCAGGAUGUAUUUAAAGGCAAGGCAUAAUACAUGUGAUGGGAAUCAUGCCAGUUAUCAUCUGUCUGUCUGUCUGUCGAACUAACGAACUAACUAUCUCUUACAUGACCACAGGGGGGCGAUAAAGGCGUUGUGCAUUAUUUCCUGCGAUGGAGUCAGCUCUACCGCUCUCUCGCACUUACGGCUUGCCGUACGCGCGGUGAAGACAGUACGCGGCGGGAGAGCUAAUGUGUUCUUAAACUCGUACCAAAGCUGUUCAUAAAGCGCAUUAAGUCAAGUAAACUGAGUCCAUUCAGCCGUUUUUGUUUUUCCUUAAAAAAAAGCAUCGCGUUUGGUUAAACCGGACAUGGUUGGUAGUUAAUAGAAUAGUGGUGGCUCUUUGUUGGAGGCAGUGUUGCUUUUAAAACAUUCCCCGGGAAAGUGGUUUGAACGUUUGCCGUUGGAUUUCUUUGCUAGCCUCGUUUUAGCCACAGUGCUGCAGCAACAAUGGCGAAGGUGCAGGUGCUGAAUGUGGCUGUUUUGGAUAACCCGAGUCCCUUUGGAAACCCCUUUCAGUUUGAAAUAACCUUUGAGUGCAUGGAGGACCUUCCUGAAGACCUAGAAUGGAAAAUCAUCUAUGUUGGUUCAGCAGAGAGUGAAGAAUAUGACCAAGUUCUUGACUCAGUCCUGGUUGGCCCUGUACCUGCUGGGAGACAUAUGUUUGUAUUUCAGGCUGAUGCCCCAAAUACUGGAUUGAUCCCUGAGAGUGAUGCCGUAGGUGUAACUGUGGUGCUGAUCACCUGCACGUAUCGUAGCCAGGAGUUUAUUCGGAUUGGUUACUAUGUGAACAAUGAAUACACGGAUCCAGAGCUUCGUGAAAAUCCACCUAUCAAGCCAGACUACACACAGCUUCAGAGAAAUAUUCUGGCAUCAAACCCACGUGUUACCAGGUUCCAUAUAAACUGGGAAGGUUGUGCAGAGCGAAUGGAAGACUCUGAAAAUGUGGACCCUUCAUCAAACUCCAUGCUCCCUCCAUCCUGUCUCCAAGGUAAGGCUCCACCCAUGGGGAUACUUCCAGAUAACUCCAUGGACUGCCUAUAGAGAUGACCCAGAAGAUGAAGUGACCAGAAAAGUGACAAAACACAGCAUGAGACCUUGCUAACAAAGAACGCCUGUGGACAUUCUCAUGUGGAUGUACAAAACAUGUUUGCUUUACAGCUGCAUUAAGUUCACCAAGGCUUGUUGUCACAAAUGAACUCUCACCUUGGGUAUCAGAUGAGUGUUUGUUACAAGGAAGAUAAGGAACAUCUCAAAGGAAUACUCAUCACUUAUAGCUGGGGGAUUCCUUGCCACGAAGCUGAAAGCAGUAUUGAAAUAGUUAAACUCCCCGGAGGAAAACCGCUCAGUAAAAAAAAAUGCUGACAAACUGAAAUAGAGCAGAAAGCUAUGUUGUGAUUGUCCUUCCUUUUUUGUUGGUGCAAAAUGGAUUUGUACCAAUUUAAGAAGAUUUCAGCACUGAAGCAAUAGGCAAAUAAAUUGCUGUGUUGCUGAAGUAAAAUGGCAUAAUCUGCUGUUAUAUUUGUCUUCAAAUUCUUUAUGCACUUAGAACCUCUUCCCAGGUAUGACUGGCACUUCCCCUGUUUAUUUUGUUUGCUAUGUUAUGUUCCAAAUAAAAGAACAUUGUACUUGUUA
Molecule: messenger RNA, 1929 nt
Organism: Solea senegalensis (Senegalese sole)
Lineage: Eukaryota; Metazoa; Chordata; Actinopteri; Pleuronectiformes; Soleidae
Gene: asf1ba
Product: anti-silencing function 1Ba histone chaperone
Exons: 4
Coding region: 745-1338 (197 amino acids)
Biological process (GO): DNA replication-dependent chromatin assembly
Cellular component (GO): nucleus
Molecular function (GO): histone binding
Source: RefSeq, a predicted model, not a curated record